Molecule: messenger RNA, 1191 nt
Organism: Trematosphaeria pertusa
Lineage: Eukaryota; Fungi; Ascomycota; Dothideomycetes; Pleosporales; Trematosphaeriaceae
Exons: 2
Coding region: 1-1191 (396 amino acids)
Source: RefSeq, a predicted model, not a curated record
AUGUUCGAAACCACGACUUUCCUCCGCAACUCCAGCUCUCACGCAGCAAAGCAACCUGCAAAUGCAAUGGACAGCUCCGAUCCGCAAGCGAAGGACGAUGGCGACCGCGUAAUUGCAAGCCCGACACGGCCUCUACCCACGGUUCCGGCCUGGUCCGAGACCGGGAACGCUCAGAAUACAUACAACAACAUCAUUAUCAACAAUGCUAACGGUACUGGGGUGACCGCUGGUGCAUUCACUCGCGGUACCACCAGCACCGGAAGUGGCGGCGGUAGCGGUGGCAAUUGCAAUGGCGACGACAAGGACACCGUCUCACCUGUUCUGUACAGCUCGCUCCUUUUUCUUCUGGUCGUCCUUGCUAUCGGAAUCUUGAACUCCAAGCUCGCCGACCCACGCACCCAGCUACGAGAGACGACAAUCCUUACCGGUAUCAACACCAUUCGCUAUCACAUCGACGUUUCCAUAAACGCCAGCAACACACUAGAGUACUACGUUGCCGAGGCGCUGGCCUCCGGCAAACGCCAGGAUUGGCUCCCAGACGCAGAGAUGGCUACAGGCAUCAUCCUUCACGACAUCAAGCCGGCGAUGGGCAAGCUGGAGAGCGAAUUACGCCAUUUAGAAAACCUGUGGGAUCGACUAGACACUGAAGUCGCUCACAGAUUCGACCACUACACUCAGCAAGUAUCGCCCCAGUGGUGGAUGAAACUCUUCGUCGAUGACCAGUCCGAGAUCGAUCAUCGAAGUGUUUGCGAAUUCACGAACUUCCUCAAGCUGGGCAUUAGAGAACUCCACGGCCCUUUGAUCACUCUGAACGAAACCGUCUCACUCCUGCACAACACCUACAUCAGGGCCAACGAGACGCUAGAAACCGCCUGGUUCAUGCCAAAGAGCUUCAUUUACUUCUGCAUUACAAAACCGAAGGCCUCAAGCCGCUCAGUCACCAAUACAGUCAAAUUCAAGAUGCUCUCAGUGAGGAAACUAUUUGGCAUCGCCAUGCGGGCUUCGUGUGCGGACAAUCUGAGCAUCCUCGACGCCUACCAUAGGGCGAUUCAGGCGUCAUAUUCGAAUCUGGGACAAUUGCAAGCUGCCUGGCGCUGUCAGAUCGAUGUCAGCGAGCGUGGCGUUAGGGCGGGCCUGAAGACAAAGGCACCUGCAGCCCUCAAACAUGCUGUCUCCCUUGUCCCCUUCUGA